This is a messenger RNA of Vitis riparia (riverbank grape), 1626 nucleotides long. RefSeq lists its product as uncharacterized. NCBI's taxonomy places the organism in Eukaryota, Viridiplantae, Streptophyta, Magnoliopsida, Vitales, Vitaceae. The transcript has 5 exons. The record is from RefSeq and is a predicted model, not a curated record. Gene Ontology annotation, molecular function: protein binding. The coding region runs from base 1 to 1626 and encodes 541 amino acids.
AUGUCGGCCUCCAGUGGUUCCAAACUAGACCACGAACUUAACCAACUUCUGUACCAUGCCUUGCAAAAUCAAAACGCCAAAGAAGUGAUCCACCUCUGCCGGGAAGCUCCGGAUGGUCCAUUGCACAUAACGAGUAUACACAAGGACACUGUUCUUCAUCUAGCCUGCUACUCCAAACAACGUGAUCUUGCCCUUGAAUUGGUUAGAUUGUUGCCCAACAAUCUUAACCAGCCCCUGACCGAAGUUAGAAACGAUGUUCGAAACACGAUACUCCACGAAGUAGCCACAUCCAACCGGAUGGCGGAUGUGGCCGUGGAAAUGUUGAAAAAAGAACCCAUGUUGCUAAGUGCUCGUAAUAACUUGGGAGAGACGCCGCUCUUUCGAGCAGUCCGGUUCGGGAAAAUUCGUAUGUUCAAUCUUCUAGCGGACGAAGUUGAUAAAGACCAUGAUCAGGAAGGUGGUAAAGAGCAUUUCCAAAGUAAAGAUAAGACAUCUAUUCUUCAUAUUGCUAUUAUUACUGAACAUUUUGAGUUGGCAAUGUUGAUUGUGAGGAGGUACCCAUAUUUAAUUGGCAUGAAAGAUGGUAACAACAGGACAGCUCUUCAACAUCUUGCAACUAAUCCAUCGGCAUUUCGAAGCGGAUGCAAACAUGGACUCUUCAAGGGACUCAUCUAUAAUUGUAUUCCAAUCAAGAAAAAGACCAUGGAAGGAAAAGAUCUAAGGACCAAAAGCUCCGUUAAAUGGCAUUUGAAAUUGCCCAUUUGGGAAGAACUUGGACGUGAAAAGCAGAGACAUGCUUAUGCCUGGGAACUUGCCCAGGAGUUAAUUAAAAACGAUACUUCAUGGGAUGUUCCUGAAACUGCAGCACUUAAUCAAGGUAAGCCUAAUCAAGAGAAAAGCGAUGGCUCGUCUGGGUCGUUGCUAGAAAGAGGAAGAGAAGGGCUCUGUAUUGCCUCCCAACACCUAGAGGAAAAUAAAGGACAAUGCUGCAACGAGGAAAAAACUAAAACUUCCAUGACAGGGAUCAAGACUGAUGAAACUCCAUUAUUUUUGGCAACAACUUGGAGUAUUACAGAGCUUGUGGAAGAAAUACUAGAGAAAUAUCCUCAGGCAGUUGAGCAUGUUAACAAAAAAGGAAGGAACAUAUUACAUGUAGCCAUUCAAUACCGCCAAAUGAAGAUUUUUGAUAUGGUUACAAAGAAUGAUAUGAUAGCAAGGAGGCUGUUGCGAGCCACAGACGCGCAAGGGAACUCCUUACUGCAUACGGUUGCCGAAAAUAGGAAAGGUCUUAUCAUGGAAAGUUCCCAAGGCCCCGCACUCGACUUGCAAGAUCAGUUGCUCCUUUUUGAGAAAGUGAAGAACUUAGUUAAAUCCGAUUUCUUCAGGCUCUUCAACCAUAGGACCAGACUGCUGAAGAGUUAUUUGCUGAGAACUAUUCUAAACUUCAUGAGGAUUCCAAAAAAUGGCUGGAGGAAACCUCUAAAAAUUGCACUAUUGUGGCUGUUCUUAUCGCCACUGUCGCCUUUGCUGCCGCCUACACCGUACCUGGAGGUAAUCAAGAAAGCAGUGGUAUUCCAGUCCUUCACUCCAAACCCUUCUUCGUGGUUUUCACCUUGGGUGAUGUAA